ACCCACACCUGACCGCUUGCUGUUAGAACAUUGUCUAUGAUAAAAGAUCCACAUUAGAUCGACAGACGCGUUAUCUAACUAUAGAAAACGCUCGUUUCAAAGAAUAUAAAGUUCUUGUAUUGGCUACAAGCUAGAAGUUGCCAUCGAAAUUCCCCGCUUUAUUGAUUUUUGUUUAGAGAAGGCAAUGUAUUGAUUAUAACAAUUUGACCGGAAUGUUCCGUAAUCCGUAAAAUUUAUAGAUCUUAGAUCUUAAAUAGAUAAUCGCGAUAACUUGAUAUUUUUUAAUGCCCCGCUGAUAUCAUCGAUAAAGUAUUAUUUAGCAGUUCUGAAGUGCAGUGCAAUUUAACAUAUUUAAAAUCAGUCAUCCCAAGGUAACGAAGUCAUAGCCUGAUAAAAUCAAUAUCGAUUUUAUCAGCAUGUGGGAGUGCGACCCGGUCUUAUCCUCAGGAGUGGUGAGCAGUUACAACGCAGUCGGGCCCCUGUUCGUUCACACCUUGCAAAGUUUGCUGGCGGCGCAGUGUGCUUUGUCGGGUGAUCAACUAUGGCCAUCUGAUGCCGAGGAAGCUGUUAUCCAUGAUCCUAACUACGACUUCAUAGUGGUGGGAGCGGGUUCUGCAGGCGCGGUAGUCGCCAAUCGGCUCAGUGAGAUACCAGAAUGGAAGAUAUUAUUAAUUGAAGCGGGUGGUAACCCUAACAUGGCUACAGAGACUCCAUCAGCUUUCUACAAUAACAUCAACAGCGUUGCGGAUUGGGCCUACAAACCACAACCACAAGAAUUAGCUUGCAGAGGAUAUAAACAAAAGCGGUGCGCCUGGCCUCGCGGAAAGACUUUAGGAGGCAGCAGCAGUAUUAAUGCAUUGUACUACGUUAGAGGAAACAAAUUAGACUACGAUGGAUGGGCAGCUAACGGUAACACAGGUUGGAGUUAUGAUGAAGUGUUGCCGUAUUUUAUUAAAAGUGAAAACUUUUCUUCAGUUUUAACCGAAGACAAUAUAAAAUAUCAUGGAAAAGGGGGCUAUUUACACGUCAAUAGAAAUGAAAUUAAGCAACCAGUGGAAGAAAUGAUAUUAAAUGGAUUUAAUGAAAUUGGCGUAAAUGUAAUUGAUGAUGCAAACGGCGCAAGACAGAUGGGAGCCACCAUAUCUUACAAUACCAUCAAAGACGGCGUACGUCAUAGUACAGCGAGGGCAUUCCUAAGUGUAAUUAAAGACAGAAAAAAUUUACACGUAUUAAAAAAUGCCUAUGUUACAAAGAUUCUCUUUCAUGCUAACACAAAUAAAAUGAAGGGAGUUUUAAUACAAAAAGAUGGGAAAGAAAUAAAAGUUUUUGCAAAAAAAGAGUUAAUAAUAUCAGCUGGAUCUAUUAACACUCCACAACUACUUCUUCUGUCGGGUAUUGGUCCAAGAAAACAUUUAGAAAGUUUGGAUAUUGAAGUGAUAGCUGAUCUACCGGUUGGUGAAAAUUUACAUGAUCAUCCAUAUUUCCCAAUUUUUUAUAGUUCUCCAACUAACCAAACCCUAAUGACAUUUUCGAAUAUAAGCAAUAACUUCUUAGAAUACAUGUUUACUCAUAAAGGCCAGUUUUCGGAUAUCACACCUAGCAGAGUUAUUGCUUUUCUUAAUGCCUCUGAUCCUGACGCAGUAAGUCCUGAAGUACAAUAUCAUUUUUCAGUCUACUCACCACGAGCUAGUAAUUACGUCGACAUUUUUGGUUUACAUGGAUUAAAAGAUGAUGUAUCACAAAAGUUUAAAGAUAUAAACGACAAGAACUUUAUAGUAGCUGUAUUAAACGCAUUACUAAAUCCUAAGUCAAAGGGUAGAAUAUUGCUUAAAAGUAAAAAUCCAAACGAACAUCCUCUUAUAUAUGCCAAUUAUUUUCAAGAGCCAGAAGACCUUCAAGUUCUGAUGAACAAUGCAAGAAAAUUUAGCUUAAUGUUAGAAAGUACAGAAGCGUUUAAGGUUGGUAAUUUUAAAUUAGAAUGGCUUGAUUUGGAAGAGUGUAGAAGAUUCGACAAGACAUCAGAUGAAUUUUUAGAAUGUUACGCUAGGGAAGUGACAUUUUCCUUGUACCAUCCAGUGGGAACAGCUAAAAUGGGACAUGAUGGCGAUGAGACAGCAGUCGUAGAUCCUGAACUGAGACUUCGUAAAGUAGACGGUGUCAGAGUGGUAGAUGCAAGUAUCAUGCCGUCUGUUGUCAGUGGUAAUACUAACGCUCCUACUAUUAUGAUAGGUGAGAAAGGAGCGGACAUGAUAAAGACUUUCUGGUUGAAGAACAAAUAAUUUAACCCAACUGGAAUUGACUUUACAUACAAUGUUUAAAAAUUUUAGAAGCAUAAGUUAAUUUUAAGUUAAGAAACGUAAUCCGUAAUUAAAUUGACAUACAUAAAUAAUAAUUAUUAUAAUAUGUCACAAAAAACUGUUCGCCUAUUUAAAUUGUACGAGUAUAAUGUUCUGACCUAUACUUAUCCAUAACUAGCUGUCCCCGUGCGGCCUCAUCCGCUUGGAAUUAUGAAAAUUUUAUUUUACUGUUUACAUUUGUCAAAU
Molecule: messenger RNA, 2543 nt
Organism: Papilio polytes (common Mormon)
Lineage: Eukaryota; Metazoa; Arthropoda; Insecta; Lepidoptera; Papilionidae
Product: glucose dehydrogenase [FAD, quinone]-like
Exons: 4
Coding region: 417-2279 (620 amino acids)
Molecular function (GO): ecdysone oxidase activity; flavin adenine dinucleotide binding
Source: RefSeq, a predicted model, not a curated record